Megalops cyprinoides (Indo-Pacific tarpon) is the source of this 2450-nucleotide messenger RNA. RefSeq names its product sp2 transcription factor (gene sp2). The record is from RefSeq and is a predicted model, not a curated record. Lineage: Eukaryota; Metazoa; Chordata; Actinopteri; Elopiformes; Megalopidae. The coding region runs from base 69 to 1856 and encodes 595 amino acids. Gene Ontology annotation, molecular function: RNA polymerase II cis-regulatory region sequence-specific DNA binding; DNA-binding transcription factor activity, RNA polymerase II-specific. Gene Ontology annotation, biological process: regulation of transcription by RNA polymerase II. The transcript is spliced from 8 exons.
GUUUGGAAGUUGUAAAUAUCUGUGUAAAGUGGGGAAAAAUGUAGGAGAGGAUUGAUCAACAGGACAGUAUGGCCACCACUGUUGCUGUCAGUCCCAGCGAGUACCUACAACCCUCUGCCACCUCUGUACAGGAUUCCCAGCCCUCUCCACUGGCCCUUCUGGCUGCUACUUGCAGUAAAAUUGGCCCCCCUGCAGCCCAGGCACCUGUCAGCAGCCCUCCUGCUCAGCCUACCACCCGUCGCCUGCUGCCCAUUAAGCCUGCACCCAUCGCCCCUGCACCCCCAAAAAACCUUGGUUUUCUGUCUACAAAGAGCAAUGUGAUCCAGUUGCCAGCGGGCCUUGCUUCCUCCAGCCCUAGUGGUCCGAUCCUGCUCACCAUCCAGAAUCCAGCCCGUCCUGCCACCACCAACAUCCAGUACCAAGUGGUGCCACAGCUACCAGGUGCAUGUGGGCAGGCUAUCCAGAUGGUACCCCAGGGUGGACAGAUCCAGAUAAUCCCAGGCACCAAUCAGGCCAUCAUCACUUCCCCCAUGACAGUUCCAGCUCUGCCAGUUCCUGCCACCCCACAGAAGGCACUGGCUAUUAAGCCCUCUGUGCAGAAGCGCCGGCAGAACAGCACCAAUGUGGUGCGGCUGCCGGGGGGGCUCACACUUCCCCUCAAUGUGACUGCUGGUGAGGGAGGGGGAGCCCAAAUCACUGCAGAGGCCGCACCUGCCCCUCAGGCUAAAGCCACCCGAAGGGGCCGCAAGAAGCUUGCAGCUGCCUCACAGCCCAUUCCACCAGCAUCCUCCCCACCCCCUGCUGUGGCUGUGGCUGAGCAAGUGGAGACGCUGCUGAUUGAGACGACCGCCGACAACAUAAUCCAGGCAGGAAACAACCUCCUGAUUGUGCAGAGCCCAGGCUCAGGUCAACCAGCUGUGGUGCAGCAGGUUCAGCUGGUCCAACAGAAGUCUGAUCAGCAGGUGGUACAGAUACCCCCACAGGCUCUCAAGGUGGUGCAGGCAGCCUCUGCGACUCUGCCACCAGUUCCACAGAGACAGCCCACUCCCAGCCAUCAGAUGGCCUCAGCUGAGCCCACACAGGUGAUAAUUAAGACAGCAUCAGGAGAAUGGCAGACAGUACAGCUGCAGGAGACUACAGUGUCUACACCAGCACCCCCUCCCAGCUCAGGCACAAUCAGCCUGCCCUCAGCUGGGGGUGGCAAGAGAGUCGUGUCAGGAGGGCGUAAGGAAAGAACUUUCCCCAAGAUUGCCCCUGCAGGAGGCCUGAUUGCACUUAAUGCAGCCCAGCUCUCCUCUGCAGCACAAGCUGUGCAGACCAUCAACAUCAAUGGAGUGCAAGUACAAGGUGUGCCUGUCACCAUCACCAAUGCAGGGGGCCAGCAGCAUCUGACUGUGCAGACUGUCCAGGGCAGCGGGUUGCAGCUGGGUGGGGUGAGCGGCUCUCAGGGUCACCAGCUGCAGGUAGAGCAAGCCUUGGCACUGGAGAUCCAGGGGCAGCCAGGUGAAAAGAAACGACGCAUGGCCUGCACCUGCCCAAACUGCAAAGAUGCCGAGAAAAGACCCGGGGAGAUGGGGAAGAAGAAGCACAUUUGUCACAUUGCGGGCUGUGAGAAAACUUUCCGCAAGACCUCGCUGCUGCGAGCACAUGUACGCCUGCACACCGGGGAGCGGCCCUUCGUUUGUAACUGGGUUUUCUGUGGAAAGCGGUUCACACGUAGUGAUGAACUGCAGCGCCAUGCCAGAACACACACAGGAGACAAGCGCUUUGAAUGUUCACAGUGUCAGAAGCGCUUCAUGAGAAGUGACCAUCUCACCAAGCAUUACAAAACACACAUAAAUACUAAGAACUUGUGAUAACAAAUUUCUAUAUCUAAAAGCAUUGUGUAUACAAAGCUGAAUAUACACACUCUCAUGAACUUCAAAACUCCACAGGGGUCUGGGAAGAAGCAGUUGUGUCCCUCAUGGGGUGUGUUGCCGAAGUUCGCUGCCAUAUCUGUUACCAUGCAGUGGGGCACAUUCACCAGUCCUUCCCUCCAGACUCGAACUGCUUCAUUGUUGUUGUAAUUUUUGUUUGACAGCAGUCUCUUUGUACAAAAAAAUGUGAGGACCGCGCAGCCGCAGAUUUGCACUAAGGCCGGUAUUUUUCCACCUAGCGCAGUGUCCAAUCACACCACUGGCCCUUGCAAGAGAACUCACAGUCCCACUCUAGGAUUCUGAAAGAAUGCCUUUUUACCAUCAGUUGUGAACUGAUUCACAUCCCCCAACCCCCAUUUUCAUUGUGUUUUUACCAUUAGAACAAAGUUGACAAGAGAAAUAUUUGUAGUGUUCUUAUCCAGUGCAGUUUAAUGUUCUCCCAGGUUGAGAUUAGCCAACGUUUUAAGGACAGUUUAACCUUUUGUUUAUUUAUUUAUUUACACUGACACACACACACACACACACACACACACA